AUGAAGGCUGUGUGUGUACUGAAGGGGACCUGUGAGGUGGCCGGCGUGGUGCACUUCGAGCAGGAAGGAGAUGGACCAGUAACUGUUAAAGGUCGCAUCACUGGCCUGGCUGAUGGAAAACAUGGCUUUCAUAUCCAUGUGUACGGAGAUAACACCAACGGCUGUGUAAGUGCUGGUCCACAUUUCAACCCGUACAAUAAGACCCAUGGUGGUCCAGAUGAUGAAGUGAGGCAUGUUGGAGACCUUGGAAAUGUAACAUCAAGUGGUGGCGUUGCUGAAUUUCAAAUAAAAGAUAAAGUAAUUUCUUUGCAAGGAGAGAAGUGUAUUAUUGGCCGCACAGUGGUGGUCCAUGAGAAGGAAGAUGACUUGGGAAAAGGUGGAGAUAAUGAGAGCCUGAUAACUGGCAAUGCUGGUGGGCGUUUGGCCUGUGGAGUCAUCGGAAUUUGCCCGUAA
This is a messenger RNA of Staurois parvus, 453 nucleotides long. Lineage: Eukaryota; Metazoa; Chordata; Amphibia; Anura; Ranidae. The record is from the annotation of a GenBank genome assembly.